AGGCCCCGCCCCCGAAGCCGGAGGGGCGGGGCCACGCGUCACUUCCGUCCCGGCCGGAACUCAAGAUGGCUGCGCUCCUAUUGAGACAUGUUGGCCGUCAUUGCCUGCGUGCCCACCUUAGUCCUCGGCUCUCUAUCAGGAAUGCCGUUCCUCUGGGAACCACAGCCAAGGAAGAGAUGGAGAAGUUCUGGAAUAAGAACACUGAUUCAAACCGCCCUUUGUCUCCUCAUAUCACCAUCUACAGUUGGUCUCUUCCCAUGGCGAUGUCCAUUUGUCACCGGGGCACUGGUGUUGCCUUGAGUGCAGGGGUCUCUCUUUUUGGCCUGUCUGCCCUUUUGCUCCCGGGGACCUUUGAGUCUCAUUUGCAACUCGUGAAGUCCCUGUGUCUGGGACCGGCGUUCAUCUACACAGCCAAGUUUGCCCUCGUCUUCCCUCUCAUGUAUCACACCUGGAAUGGCAUCCGACACUUGAUGUGGGACCUGGGGAAGGGCCUGAAGAUACCCCAGCUGUACCAGUCUGGUGUGGCUGUCCUGGUUCUCACGGUGCUGACCUCGGUGGGGCUGGCAGCCAUGUGAGGAGCUGCAGCUUCCCGCAUCGCCGCUCCACGUCACUGCGCUGGCCCGUCUCCUUAUUGGCCAUUCUGACCCCAGCCGGGGCGGAGUUCUCCCGCUCUGUCUGGGCCUUUUGUGCUUGCAGACCCGCGCUCGGUGGGUCUUGUUUCUGAGGACGGAAUGAUGGCGGACCCUCCCCUCUCCUGCCCCAGCGUGCGCCUGCUCUGUGCCUUCGCUCUCUCUCCAUACUGGUCUUGAUUUGUGCUGAGGGUCAGCUUUUGGUUCGUUCCUGAGAUGGCGGAAACAAUGCCCGCUCUGUGGCCUCUGCCGUGGGGACUGGGGGCGGGGCUUUGGGUGCCACUGCCUGUGGGUUGCUGGCUUAAAGGGCAGUUCUGUUCACUGGUCAGAGCCCGGGGUCUUGAGCACCCACACAGUGUGACUGGAAGAAGGGGGUUGGGGUGGAGGGGAGUUAGGCCGUCCCAGUCAGAGGGAGGUGACGGGGGCCAGUUGGCUUUUGGAGCAGGCGUUUUGGGGGAAGAGAUGCAGCUUUUGAUGCUAUUGAGGGUUAUUUCUUUCCCUUGCAUUUCCAGAAAAGCAAGCUUCUUAUUGUCAUGUGUUCUAAUCCUAAUUCAUGUGACAUCUUUUUCUGAAACUGAAUUAAAAUGCUCGUUUUGUCUUUGA
This is a messenger RNA of Pteropus alecto (black flying fox), 1232 nucleotides long. RefSeq names its product succinate dehydrogenase complex subunit C (gene SDHC). Gene Ontology annotation, cellular component: membrane. The transcript is spliced from 6 exons. Gene Ontology annotation, molecular function: succinate dehydrogenase activity; electron transfer activity. Lineage: Eukaryota; Metazoa; Chordata; Mammalia; Chiroptera; Pteropodidae. Gene Ontology annotation, biological process: mitochondrial electron transport, succinate to ubiquinone; tricarboxylic acid cycle. The coding region runs from base 66 to 575 and encodes 169 amino acids. The record is from RefSeq and is a predicted model, not a curated record.